UACAGAACAGGAAGUACAGUGUGAACAGUUAGCGGAUCUGUUUGGUCACUUCCUGUUGUAGAAGACAUGUGUUGUGCAGUCAGAAGCUCCUCGGUCCAUCAGUGCAGCUCUACUGAAGUUCAGGAAGGAUGGUGCGUAUCGUGUCUCUGCUUCUGCUGGUGUCUCAGGUGGGGUGUGAUACCAGUCUGGACGGCUACUGGAUGUCCUGGAAGACUGAAUUUAAUAAGAAGUACAGCAGCCCGAAUGAGGAAGCCUGCAGAAGAGCCAUUUGGCAGGAGAACGUUCUGGAAGCCACCAAGCACAACACAGAAGCUGCAGCAGGACGCCGAACCUUCACCAUGGGGACCAACCAUCUCUCAGACAUGACGCCAGAAGAAAUCAACAGACGCUUGAAUGGACUAAGAGGCGAGAACAUCGCUCAUCAUGAUGCUAACAAGAGCUUCCUCUUCCUGACUGACUUCUCCGUCCCGUACCACGUGGACUGGGUCACGAAGGGCCUCGUCAGCCCUGUCCAGAACCAGGGUAUGUGUGGAUCCUGCUGGGCGUUCAGCGCUAUCGGAUCUUUGGAAGCUCAGAUGAAAAAGAAGUCGGGUCGCCUGGUUCCUCUGAGCGCCCAGAACCUGGUGGACUGCAGCGUCAAGGACGGAAACCACGGCUGCAAGGGAGGAUUCAUCAGUAAAGCCUUCAGCUACAUCCAACAGAACAACGGAAUCGACUCGGCCUGGUACUACCCGUAUGAAGCGAGGGAGGGUUCCUGUCGUUACUCCUCCGAGAACAAGGCUGGGCACUGUACUGGGUUCUGGAUUCUUCCACGCAAUGAAUCAGUGCUGAGGUUGGCGGUCGCUGCCGUCGGACCGGUUUCAGUCGGAAUCAACGCCAAACUGCCAUCGUUCCACAGAUACAAGAGCGGGAUUUAUUACGACCCCCUGUGUGACUCCCGGGCGGUGAACCACGCUGUUCUGGUGGUCGGCUACGGGAAGGAAAAUGGACUGGACUACUGGCUGAUCAAAAACAGUUGGGGUACGGCGUGGGGAGAGAACGGGUAUUUUCGACUUGCCCAGAACAGAAACCACUGUGGAAUCGCCAACUUUGCCAUCGUGCCGAAAGUCUGAGAUCGCUACCGCUGCCUCGUUUCCCUGCAGUUUUUUUUUAAAGAACUGAAACCAAACCAGCACAGAUUUGCUUCUAUUAUUUGCUUUUAUUAAAGAUAAUCGUUCACUCUUGAUUAUAAAGGUUAAAAAAAUUGUGCGUUAUUAAAAACCUGUAUUAUUUUAUGU
Trichomycterus rosablanca is the source of this 1277-nucleotide messenger RNA. RefSeq names its product cathepsin S, ortholog 1 (gene ctss1). Gene Ontology annotation, molecular function: cysteine-type endopeptidase activity; cysteine-type endopeptidase activator activity involved in apoptotic process. The record is from RefSeq and is a predicted model, not a curated record. The coding region runs from base 129 to 1112 and encodes 327 amino acids. Lineage: Eukaryota; Metazoa; Chordata; Actinopteri; Siluriformes; Trichomycteridae. Gene Ontology annotation, cellular component: lysosome. Gene Ontology annotation, biological process: positive regulation of peptidase activity; positive regulation of apoptotic signaling pathway; immune response. The transcript has 8 exons.